UUUCACUCAUAAGGAUGAUGCAUUGUCCAGUUAAGGGCAUAUGCAAUAGGUUUGAUUGAAACAUAACGUAUAAAAUAUGCAUUACUCUCACCUCUCUGAGUUCCCUAACUACGACAAUAGCAACAGCGCUUUAUAACUACCCACAACAGUCUGCGAGGGAGGUGGAUGCUACGUAUACUUCCUGCAGGCAUACGCCAUCAGCUUUGUACUCUGCGGUAAGGUAGGAAUUGUUGGGAGAAAGGGCGAUUUGUUUAAGUGAAUUAGCUGGCCAAUUUACUGCAUGGACGGACUCACUGGCCUUAUUACUGGUAGAAUACGGAUUAAUUCUGACAAUUUUCGGAACAGAUAACUACUGCAAGUACGACAUGAAUAAACCCGAAGAUGUCAUCCAGAUAACUUUUUUCAUCGUUUCUUGUUAGCUAGCUUGAAGUAGGCUAAGCUAAUUAUCGGAAAAGUUUAAUGUGAUUAGCUAGCUAGCAACCUGAACACCUUCAUGAUCAAUCAAAUGAUUCCCUGCUGAUGAGGCAUAUCGCUGGAUAGUCUUUUUCACUUUUUCACUGAGUGUAAUCAACCGUGGGACUCAAAAUGAAGAAACAGUUCAAUCGGAUGAAACAACUGGCCAACCAGACAGUUGGCAGGGCUGAGAAAACAGAAGUCCUAAGUGAUGACCUUUUACAGAUCGAGCGACGUAUGGAAAUGGUGCGUGUGGUGUCCCACAACAUGCACAAGAGGAUGGUCUCGUGCCUGCAGGGACACAUCGGCACCGACGGUGAAAAGAGACAUAAAAAGCUCCCGCUAUUCGGCCUGUCACAGUCAAUGCAGGAUGGAGGUGGUCAGAUGGGGGAGGAGUCGCUCAUAGGGAAAAUGUUGGAGGUCUGCGGCGAUGCUGAGAACCGGCUAGCCUCAGAGCUCAUGCAGCAUGAGGUGCAGAUUGAGAAGGAUAUUUUAGACCCCCUCAAUCAAUUAGCAGAGGUGGAUAUUCCCAACAUUCUGAAGCAGAGGAAGCAGUUGGCCAAGCUGGUAUUGGACUACGACUCAGCAAAAGCAAGGUGGUUGCAGGCAACCAAGUCGAUAAUCUCAGGAACUAACACUCAAGCGCUUACAGCCAAGGCCGAUUCACUCAAAGAAGAGGUGGAUGAAGCCAUGAACAAAGUGGAGCAGUGCAAGGAUCAACUUGCUGCAGAUAUGUACAACUUCUCUUCAAAGGAGGGAGACUACGCACGAUAUUAUGUAUUGCUAUUAGAAGCACAAGCGGAUUACCACCGCAGAUCACUUACAGUGCUUGAGAGUGUCCUGCCAACCAUCCAAGCACAGCAAGACUCCUGGACUGAGAAGCCAGCGUUUGGAACGGGCUUAGAAGAGCACUUAAAAAGGAGUAACCGAGAAAUCGCCCUGCCCCUUGAGGCCUGUGUGAUGAUGCUGCUGGAGACGGGCAUGAAAGAGGAGGGCCUCUUCCGGAUCGCUGCAGGAGCUUCGAAGUUGAAGAAGCUUAAGGCAGCUCUGGACUGCUCCACAUCUCAGCUGGAGGAGUUCUACUCCGAUCCCCAUGCAGUCGCCGGAGCUUUGAAAUCCUACCUGAGAGAACUACCAGAGCCUUUGAUGACCUACCAGCUAUAUGAGGAGUGGACCCAAGCAUCCAAUGUCUCUGAUCCUGACAAAAGACUGCAAGCACUGUGGGUGGUAUGCGAUCAGUUACCAAAGAACCACAAAGCAAACUUGAGGUACUUGGUUAAGUUUCUUGCUAAACUGGCUCAAGACAGUGAGAUCAACAAGAUGACCCCCAGUAACAUAGCUAUUGUCCUGGGACCCAAUUUACUGUGGGCCAAAACUGAAGGGAGUCUGGCAGAAAUGGCUGCAGUGACUUCAGUCCAUGUGGUGACCAUCAUUGAACCCAUCAUUCAGCAUGCGGACUGGUUUUUCCCUGAAGAGGUGGACUUCAAUGUAUCAGGGAUGUUUACUAAGCCAACGCCCAUUACAAACCACAUUAACCACCUGACCACACCAGACUAUGAUUCAGGCACCAUAGAAAGGAAACGGCCGGGUAGUAUGGUGGGACCAGAUUCAGAUAUUCCUCGCAGAGACAGCGCCGCUAACAAAUUACUGGACCACAUUCCGCGUAGAGGCAAUACUCUAACUAGAAAGCAGCACGCUUCGCCUGCCUUCCAGCCCCCUCUGCCUCCGGUAGAGGCUGCGGGGGCUGUGGUGGGGCAGCCUGCCGCCGAGCUCCAGCCCCAACUGCCUGUGCCGGGGGGCCAGGGCUUAGAGGCCUGCCAGCCUAGCUUGGCGCUGGGGAUAGCUGCCCUGGCGGCCGCGCAGCAGCUUCUAGUCCAGCCCAGUGAGGAGAGCAGCUCCAGAUCCAGGGAGUCUGCAUCCACCCCCCCACCCCAGAGGAACGGCUCUGCAGGAUCAGGCCAGCUGAAUGUGGGGUCCCCAGUGGCAGGAACCACAGGCCCCAGUCCUCACAUGACACGCAGAGGCACCAAAAAGCCAGCCCCUGCCCCUCCAAAACCAGCCAACCCCCCUCCAGGUCAGCCCGGCCCUCAGCCAGGCCAGUAUCCCACCGCAGGCACCCCUCUGUCCCUCCCUCACACACCAAGACCCCUCUCCAGCCACUCUCCCACAGCACAGACACCCACUCUGACGGUGGCCCAGCCUGCCACUACACCUCGCCGUCACUCCAGCAACCAGACGCUCAUCCAGGCACCCAACCACCCACCCCCACAACCUCCCACGCAGGUCACCCCUCCUCCCCAUGGCCAGACUGAGUCUGGAGCGGACCCUUCCCCGCCCAGCACUCCAACCCCACCCAACACCCCUCCACCGACCAUGACUCACCCGGAUGGUGCCGGAACCCCCAUCUUUUCGCCGUACCCAACAGGUUCUUUACCCCGGCCGCGACCCGUGCCCAAACCACGGAACCGGCCCAGUGUCCCUCCACCGCCACAGCCUCCAGGCUCAGGUCCAGGCACGGACACCAACGGCAUCUGUAGCUCUGCAUACAAAAUGAUGGAUUCGGGGUUGAUGUUCAAGGGGCUGAGCCGGGCUUACGUCCCUGACCUGUUUGUGGAGCCGCAGCCCAAGGACAGCGAGCUUGACUCAGAGAGCACCGUCCUCUGAGAGGGGUCAGCCUUCGCUUCGGAGCGUCCACAAACCCUUCGCAAUCCCCCAGCAUCCUCCCCUCCUCCUCCUUUGGCCCCACGGAUCGGUAACCCACUGCUGCUCUCUCCCCUCUAGUUACCAAAGUGUAUACCGACCUGGCAGCCUUCAGCCGCCAGCUACUUUCUUCUUAAGUGCCCAAGCUUUAGACAAUCAAACUCUCCCAGUGGCAGAGGAGGACUGUGCCAGAGGAGCUUCAAACUCCAGAAAAACUGAGCAUCUUUACGUGGAGCUGCCAGGGGUUGAUGGAUUAUAUGGCAGUAAAAACAACGACCUUAAACGUUUGAGAUUGCUUGAGAUGCUAAAAACCCACAGGAGUUGUAAAAGCUAGGUGAUGGGUUGACUUUUUAUAGACAACAUGAGAAAGAAAUAUAUAUUGGUUUGAGGUAUGAACGGGUGUAUGUGUUUGAUGUGUGGGGUUGAGUGUGUGGUUAUGUGUACAUUUGUUAUUGAAGUGACCUUUGCUGACAUGAGAUGAUAAAAGAGGAAAGUUUUGCAGGACGUACAGGAGGUUUGGUUGAAACCCAAAGCACCGCUUAAAAACAAAACACAAAACAAAACAAAUGUAGCUGGUGACUGCAGGUUUGCAGUCCAUUCACAGACUUAAACGGACCCUUUUUUACUGCUUUUGUAUGAGAACUGUCUCCUACUUGCUCUAUUUAUUACCCAUCAUCAACACAUUCCUGUGGCAAAAGGGUUUGUCUUUGUUUUUAAGAAGCCUUAUCAGCGCCCCCUUGCAUAUUCAUAGGGGCUAAUUCUGUUCAUUGGCCAUGAGGUGUAUCUAAGCCAUGAUUUAUUUGCUGCCUUUCUUUCCUCCCCUGUUUUUAUAUUGAUGGGGCAUUACUGUGACUGGUCAAGUAAACUGAAUGUGGUAUGACAUACCAAUUGCUCCCCGAUCCAAGUACAAUAACUCUAAAUGCAUUGCAAUUGCACUUACAGCUAGGCAAGUCACAAGAGCUGUCCUUGCUGUUCCUGUGAAGAUCAGGCAUAUUAUCAGAAAAGCUAUGAAGAUACAGGAGUGAAGUGGUGACACGUGGUACUGGGGAUUGAUGGGCCACAGAACUGUCAUCUCUUCUAACUUUUAUUCAGUACUUUUGUUGUAUUUGAGAGUAAGGCCAUGAUCUUGUAAAGAACCAUAGAUGGUACCUUUUUCAUUGGCAAAACUAUGUGCAAAGUCAGUGACACCUGAUGUCAGUGUUACAAUAUACUUACUUUCCAGAACAUAAGGUCUCUCAUCUUAAACCAGCUUUUCUGCUACCUUGCUGCCUUAUUCCUCAACACUAAGGAACCAUUUUUUUUUUUUUUUAAACACAGGUUUAGAGAAUACACUACACUUAUGAAACAGGAAUUGUUGAUGGUGCAUUUGAAGCUCAAAAGUUAAAUAAUACAAGGGACUGGUGAGCUCCAAAAUGAAUCUGGAAAAAAAGACUGCUUGGUAAUACUCAUUUUCAAUAAAAAGUUAAAUGAUCA
Messenger RNA from Clupea harengus (Atlantic herring), 4626 nucleotides. It is a transcript of the gene arhgap17a, whose product is annotated as Rho GTPase activating protein 17a. Gene Ontology annotation, biological process: signal transduction; regulation of actin cytoskeleton organization; regulation of Rac protein signal transduction. NCBI's taxonomy places the organism in Eukaryota, Metazoa, Chordata, Actinopteri, Clupeiformes, Clupeidae. Gene Ontology annotation, cellular component: cytosol; intracellular anatomical structure; cytoplasm. Gene Ontology annotation, molecular function: GTPase activator activity; protein binding. The record is from RefSeq and is a predicted model, not a curated record.